CAAGCAGCCCAUGAGGAUGCCUCUGAGUUGGGCAAGGACGAUGUCGAAGGCGAGGAGGAAGAGGAGCGAGUGCAGGACGCGGUCGUUGAGCCCCCUGUGCCGCCUGCCAAGACGGAGGAAGCUGCGCCCGCCAACAAGAAGAAACGCAAGGACAUGACGCGUGAGGAGGUCCUUAGGGACAAUCGCCUGCGAUCCAAGCUCCGUCGCCUGGUCCAGAGCGAGCGUGUGUCCAAGUUUCCCCAGAUCGAGAAGCUCUGGCACGGCACUGCCUCUGAGCACCAGUCCUUGAUCGACAAGUGGAUGGAGAAUGAUGGCAACGAAGAGAAAGUGGAGUCCACCAUCAAGCUCAAGGUCGGCCUGGAGCGCAAGUCGGAUGAGAUUGAAGAGAAGCUCACCAUCCAGCAGAUGAAGGAUGCAGGCUUCAGCAAGCAGAAGAUUGCUGGCAUUGUGGCUGAGGGCCGGGGCGAGCCUGACAAGUAUGCCCCGGAGAGCCUUGCGGACAUGAAGUUCUGGUGUGUGACCAAGGAGUCGCGGAAGAAGCAGGCUUCGCAGUCCAUCUCGGCGGAGAUAAAGGCUGCAGUGGACCCCAGCCAGAUCACGGACUUCAUGCGGAUCUUGGAUGGCGGCAGCAGCUCCUCAGGUUUGGCCCGGAGCUCCACUGCUGGCAGCUUGGACAGCUUGGCGUACCUCCAGUCUGUUUUUGAUGGCGCUGCUG
This is a messenger RNA of Symbiodinium pilosum, 715 nucleotides long. The record is from the annotation of a GenBank genome assembly. NCBI's taxonomy places the organism in Eukaryota, Dinophyceae, Suessiales, Symbiodiniaceae.